GAAAAUAAUUAUAAUGUUACGGUGAUUCCUCAAUUUAUAUAUUAUAGUAAUAUUACGAAGUCAAAACGUUGCUACAAGUUAUUAACAUUUUUUGGAAUUUUUAUCAAACAGUUAUGUCUUUAACACAGGAAAAUGUAUUAACAGAACUUUCUAAUCUUGAUUGUGUUAAACAACUAAAAAUUAAUUCUUCUACUGCACUGAAAUACGGUAUGGUAGUUGGGUUAGCAACUGCUGCUUGUGGUGUUCUUGCUGGACCUGUAGGUCUUACAAUUGGUGGUGUAGUCAGCAGUUGUGUAGUAGGUUAUAAAUCAAAUGGAAAAUUUAAGUCUGCUAUACAUAUUCUUCUAUAUGAAACUACUCCAGAACAAAAGAGAAAGCUGCAUAAAGAAAUUAUGAAAUAUCUUAAUAUAAGACACAUAAAAACAAUUUAUGAUUUUGUGCGUUCAAUGACAACUAAUCAAGAAGUUAUGAACGCAGUGAUAAAUAUAAUAAUAAUGUUUAUAACUUCUGAAUUACAUUACAAUGUAACUAAGGCUUAAUUCUUAAUUUAAGUUUAAUAAUAAAUUACUUCAACUUAAUUUUUCA
Molecule: messenger RNA, 585 nt
Organism: Nomia melanderi (Alkali bee)
Lineage: Eukaryota; Metazoa; Arthropoda; Insecta; Hymenoptera; Halictidae
Product: protein Nazo
Source: RefSeq, a predicted model, not a curated record